Molecule: messenger RNA, 2503 nt
Organism: Dichomitus squalens LYAD-421 SS1
Lineage: Eukaryota; Fungi; Basidiomycota; Agaricomycetes; Polyporales; Polyporaceae
Exons: 6
Source: RefSeq, a predicted model, not a curated record
CUCGUCUAUACCUGUCGCAGUGAUUUCUCAGUCCUGAAUGGUCCCAAAUGGUCUCAAUCGCAGAAUUUGAGACUGCAUUAAAGGAUGUCGUCAACGCAAAGCGACUCUCGCAGUCCAAGAUGAACUCCUUAACGGAGAUAGCGAUGAAGUGUAUGCAGAAUGAUACCCAGAUGGUGUCGAUUUUAUAUCGGACACAUAAAGCCUUGUCCGUCUCAGGGAAGACUGCCAGCUUGUACGCGUUUGAUGCGCUUGCCCGUGCUGCCCGGCAUCAGGCGAACAAAAACCGCGCUGUCGCGGAUCUGAACUCCGGGCAAGGGAACAGUGCUACUUUCCUGCUGAAGAUAGAAGGCAUCCUCGAUGGUUUGUUCCAGGAUCUGGUGACGAACGGAACCGAUGAUUUGAAGGAAAAGGCCAAGAAGAUCCUGGACAUCUGGGCGAAGUCGAAUACGUUCCCUUCCGCUGUACUGUCACCCCUGUUCGAUUUGCUGAAGCAGGCAGAGAACGAGAAAGAGCCCGGCAAUCCAGUGAACCAAUUAGCGAACCCGACGCCUGAUAACCCGCACGGCGCGUCCGCUGUUCUUCCCAACCAAGCCCCCGCACCGCAGCCUUCCGUGACGCCUCCGGCUAGUAUAGACGUACAGUCCGCCCUCCUGGCGCUCCUGAGCAAGGCCGCUAGUGCCGUAGGGGCGCAGGGCGUGGUCCCUGGCCAAACAGCACCAAAUACCGCUAUCCCUGUGUCGCCUGCUCCGUCUGCUCCGGCCGUCCCAGCACUGGACGCCAAUCAGCUCGCCUUCCUUCACCAGUUUGCACAGACAGCGAAGGACGUCGGGCCUAUAUCUGGACAGCUGCAGCUGCCCGGAUUCGUACCACAGCAGCCGCCUGUAUCCGCGUCGAUAGUGCCAUCGAACAGUGCUGUGCCUAUAGUACCCCCUGCUCAUGCCUUUACACAUGUGCCCGGCGGGCCUCUGCCCCUGCAGCCUCCGUAUCGAGAUGACCAGUAUGGUCUUCCCAGUGCGCACGCGCGAGAGUCAGAGCACCAACCGCCCCAGCAGUACGGCCGGUACGGUCCCGAAGCAGCAACAACAGAUCCCCGCAGCGGGUAUUCCCGCGAGGGUCGUUACGGCAGCGCUCACGACCUUCCUGUCAAUGCGCCUUCCAAACCGAGUCACGAGCAGGGUGGCGGUAGUGAGCACGGCUACGACCAUGCUCCUUAUCCUAACGCCAAUUUUGGCUAUGAACACGGCCCUCCGUACGCUCAUGGGCGCGAACACGAUCCGCGCGGUGACCACCACCGUGACAGGCCCCCGCCACCAAAUCCCAGAGGCAGCUACCGCGAGCGCGGCGGGCCUGGGCGGGGGCGCGGCCGGGGGAGCGGCGGUGGGAGGUGGGACGACCGUGGUCGCAGAGGCGGCGGAGAUCGCGAUGGUAGGGACAGGGACUACGGCGGAGACCGCUACGACGACUCUCGACGACCCGACAGCGGCAGGCGUCAAAGCCGCUCGCGCAGCCCUGGCCCGUCCGACCGCUACCGCGCUGGGGGCGGCCGUGGGCGCCCUUACAGUCCCCCAAGACACCGCGACCAUCGUGACCAGGAUGAACUAGGGCGCGAUGGGGGCGGAUACAGACAGCAAGACCGAUACAGCGAGCGAUACAUGUACAAUACCGGCCCGGAUGGCGCUGCGACGGGCUUUGACGAGUUCGGGAGGGAGCUGAGGCCGGGAUCGCCUGAUGCUCCCGGGGGGUCCGACUCUGCCUCUGCCACUCAACAUCUGCACGCCCAGGGGAGUGCGGCGGCGGAUCGCAGCAAGAGAGGCGACUCGCCAUUCCCGCCCGGCUCAGGCUCAGCCACCGCGUCGGACCGCGGGUCUGCCGCGCCCGAGCACGAGCUGCAAAGGUUCACGAGCCCCUCCCGCCCAGCGCAGGCAUCGUACCCUCCCGCCACCUCUGCGUCGACGUCGACGGUAGCGUCGCUCUCGCCCUCCACGUCGUCAGCACCCCUCCCCCACUCCGCCUCUACGAUCCCCGCGUCCGUUUCUGGCUCUCGCGACCAGCCGCAGGGCGGGCUGGACACGUUCGACCGCGCCGCGUUCGACCCCUCCCAGCCGCAGUCGUGGGUCGCGCUCGGGGAGGCGUGGGCCGCCACGCACGGCGCGGCGCCGACGCAGGAGCAGCUCGUGCAGUUCGUCUUCGGGGGCAUGCCCGGCUUGCCCGCGUCUGCCUCCGGUGCGCCCGAGCAGGGCGAGUAUGCGGGCGGGUACGACGAGCCGCGCGCGCCCGGCGGGAGGAGGACGUCGGGGUACUAUGAGGAUGGGGGCCCGAGCCCCGGUCCGGCGGGGGGAGGGUUCCGCGGAAGGGGCGGGAGGGACGACGGCGACGGGGGCUACCGAGGAGGGGGCCGGGGGCGAGGGUAUGGGAGGGACCGGGGGGGAGAGUACGGAGGGCGCGGAGGGGGAGAUGAUGACGGGCGGCGCGGGGGGUAUGGCGGCGGUCGGGGAGAUUACGG